CCUUUCUUUAAGAAAAGCUUACGGUAGCACGGAUGCUGUAUUGUGAUUAUACUGUAGUUAUAAGAGUUUAUUUUUCUGUUUUAUUACGUCGGGUUAACUUCGCCCGGCAGUCCGGGGGAUGUGACACACUACAUCACGGAUCAGUAUAAUCACAUGGCCGUCCGCCUGGCUCGGCGUCUUAUUGGUCGCUAACGCACUCCUCAAGAUCUGAAUGUGCUUUCUUGGCUCAAAACUCGGGGAAUGAACCACAAGAGGCGAGUAGAUUGAAGUGAGCUCGCCCGUUCAUCUGCAAAGGCAGGUUCGGAAACUCCUGGACUGAGCUUCGAGAGAAGUUCGCCUGCAAAAGACAGACGCCCACUGAACUGUAACAUAGAUUUACAGUGGUACAUAUUGCAAUUAACUUCAAACUAGUCACGGAUUACAAGAUUGUCGGGACACUACAAAAGUAUAGAAGCGGAACCUUUGUGUUUUUAUGUUUACAUUUUUUUUUUUGCUACUGAAACGGACUUUGAAGACGCUUUUACAGCCCGUAUAACAACUGUUAUCAACUGGAUAUUAUUGUUUCCAGGAAACGGCGCCUUGGAUUUAAUGUCUGUUUUUGAAUGAAAAAUGAAAACCUUUUGCGUGAAAAAGCGGAUGACAUAAACUACAUAGAAUUGGAUGCGUUGUGUUAUGAAGCUGGUUAUUAGCGGUAUAUCGACAUAUCGGUGCGCUCAAAUAAUGCUCAAAAAGAAUAAAAAAUAACUGUAACCAACAGGGUCCCUGUCUCGGUUAUUAAAAAGCACUUGGACUUGUUGGUGCUGAUACGGGACUUCGGAAAGCAACUGUGAAAACUAGUGUUCUUGACAGAACAAGGAUUGCUGGCUCAAUCUGAUGGUCAAGAAGGCUUCAGGAUGUAACCAAAUCUUACAAUGCAAUAUGUAAACGAGGACAAACACAUUCACCUGACACCUGGAUACUCCACAAACACUGCCCCUUCCAAGCCACACUGCAGACGUCUUUUUCAGUAGACCCUCAGAAGCCUGCAUGCAAGGAGAUCUGAUAGAGUGAGGUGUUGCACACAGGGAAAGGUGGAAAACACAGGAGGCCUGGGAAUAUAGCACUUCUUUUGGAAAAACUGUCAAACCACAACAGAUCGUGCUGAUCUGUGGAAUUUUGUGGCUUCCGGUCCCUCCAUAUUGGGGAAAUUCAACUUUUUGCAUAUCCUCACCCUUUCAGAUCCCUUUCCUCUCUUUGUGCUGAGGUACAGUAGUCCCUGUGGUUUUUUCGCUGUGCGAGCUGCAGCGAUGGACUUUGAAGGGAGGCUCCAUCACUCCUGCCUGGUGUCUGUGCCACCUGCCUCACCAUGCUAGCACAUGACUCCCUGAUCUACAUUGUGCUGGAGCUGGUGAUUGCCGUGUUGGCGGUGCUGGGCAAUGUGCUGGUGUGUUGGGCCGUGUGUCUGAACAGCAAUUUGCAAAGCAUCACCAACUUCUUCGUGGUGUCUCUGGCGGUGGCCGACAUCGCCGUGGGCGUGCUGGCCAUUCCGUUCGCCAUCACCAUCAGCACCGGCUUCUGCGCCCACUUCCACGGCUGCCUCUUCAUCGCCUGCUUCGUCCUCGUCCUCACCCAGAGCUCCAUCUUCAGCCUCCUGGCCAUUGCUAUUGACCGCUACAUCGCCAUCAAGAUCCCUCUCAGGUACAACAGUCUGGUGACUGGCCAGCGGGCUAAAGGGAUAAUUGCCAUCUGCUGGGUUCUGUCAGUCAUUAUUGGGCUGACGCCCAUGCUGGGUUGGAACAAGUGCACCAACUCAAGCAACACCUCCCAGACCUGCCCUGAGGGCAUGAUGGCCUGCCUGUUUGAGGAGGUGGUCACUAUGGACUACAUGGUGUACUUCAACUUCUUUGCCUGUGUACUGGUACCCCUGCUGCUAAUGUUGGGCAUCUACUUGAAGAUCUUCAUGGCCGCCCGGCACCAGCUCAAGUUGAUUGAGCUCAAGGCCGUUCACGGGGAGAAGUCCCGGUCCAUCCUGCAGAAGGAGGUCCAUGCGGCCAAGUCCCUGGCCAUCAUCGUGGGGCUCUUUGCUGUCUGCUGGCUUCCUCUUCACAUCAUCAACUGUUUCACCCACUUCUGUCCUCACUGCCCUCGUCCUCCUAGCUGGAUCAUGUACCUGGCCAUCAUCCUGUCCCAUGCCAACUCUGUGGUCAACCCUUUCAUCUACGCCUACCGCAUCCGGGAGUUCCGCCUCACCUUCAGGAAGAUCAUCAGGCGCCACGUCCUGGGCCGCAAGGAGCAGUUUGAGGGCGGCAGCGCCAGCACCAGGACUUCCACCCACGCAAGCGUGGCGGAAAACCCCACAGGCAAAGCCAACGGCUGCCCGCUGGAUUUGUACACCGAGCGCCAGGGCGGACAGCUCUGUAACGGCCACAGGCCACCUGGGGAGAACCCCCCAAACAGACAGCUGGGCGUAAACAAGGCCCACUCAGGAUUCAUCCCCAACAGCCAUCUUGUGGACAUUCCAUUGUCGUCGCCACGGAAACAGCAGUCUCAGCGCCAGCAGCACAACAGAGGCCUCGCUUUUUGUACAGAGCUGCCUGAUGUGAAAGGGACCAAGGAGCUGUGUACAGUUCAGGUCAAAUCGCUGUUUUAUGAAAAGGCCACUCAAUGUCCAGACCUCACACAAGUGUCCUGAUAUUUUUAUCAGGACUGUAUCCAUCAGGACAUGAAGCUGUCUUGCAGUAUUUAUUGUCUCCUGUCUUACAUGAGGAAAGAGGAACCUAAUGUUCUGUGUACAAUGAACUUGAAAAUCGGAACAGACGACAUUUUAGGUUCACCUUGCACUGAGGGAAUGUGGGUGCAAAGGUCAGAGUUCAAGCUGAAAGUUGCGGGACACUACCUUUGUCACCCUGUGUUUCACAAACCACUGAUUUUGGAGGAGGAGUUGAGAAUGAAUAUUUAGGCUUAAAGCCGUUCGCUGUCCAAGUGUUAUUACUGUUCCUCAAACUGAGAUUGAAAUUAUUUUUUAAUAUUUAAAUGAAGACAUGCCUGAGGUAUAUGUACAGAAGCACUGAGAUAUUAGGAAGCAGCUUUCUGUCCCACAGGUUACAAUAAACCUUAGUCUGAGAGGAUUUUCAAGAGGCUGCUUAAAGUCUUAACCACUCUGGGGAAAGUCUAAAAAAUUCCCAUUUGGAAGACCAGCCCCGGCCUUAGGCUGUGACCGUAACACUUCCAAUAAUAAUUAUUUAAGGAAGAAGAAGCCAAGUUAACUUUUAUGUGGAUGUUUUGUUGUUUUUUUAUUUAUAUAUUGUUGUUUAUACAUUUUUAAAUGAUUGAUAGCCUAUAAUUAGGCACAGAUACAGAUCCCUAAUUAUAUUCUUGCUUGAGCACCCCUUCAUGUUAGAAGUGCCUGUCUGACGCAUUUGUUCUGUAAUUGUGGUGGUAACAACACGGAAGGUCGGCCAUCACCACAUUGUAGGGAUGAGCACAAGGUCACAUAAUUAGGGGUCUCUGCUAUUUAUUCAGAGUUGACUGGAGGAGAUGUUUUGUAGCCAGACUUUUUCCUAAGGAUACGAUUUCUCCCUGUCAUUUCCACUUCAGUUUUUAACCACAUCUUGUUUCCAAACAAGUGCAUUCUUAGUAUCAGAUGCAGUAUUGAGUAUUCAGUCUGUCUGUUGUUUAGCCAGCAAGGAGAAGAAAAAAAAUCAUUGUUAAUCAAUUAGGC
Messenger RNA from Lepisosteus oculatus (spotted gar), 3700 nucleotides. RefSeq names its product adenosine A2a receptor a (gene adora2aa). NCBI's taxonomy places the organism in Eukaryota, Metazoa, Chordata, Actinopteri, Semionotiformes, Lepisosteidae. The record is from RefSeq and is a predicted model, not a curated record. Gene Ontology annotation, cellular component: plasma membrane. Gene Ontology annotation, molecular function: G protein-coupled adenosine receptor activity. Gene Ontology annotation, biological process: adenylate cyclase-activating G protein-coupled receptor signaling pathway; G protein-coupled adenosine receptor signaling pathway.